Messenger RNA from Melozone crissalis (California towhee), 929 nucleotides. Its product is annotated as syntaxin-1B. The transcript is spliced from 10 exons. Gene Ontology annotation, cellular component: plasma membrane; endomembrane system; SNARE complex. The record is from RefSeq and is a predicted model, not a curated record. Gene Ontology annotation, biological process: intracellular protein transport; vesicle fusion; exocytic insertion of neurotransmitter receptor to postsynaptic membrane. The coding region runs from base 28 to 894 and encodes 288 amino acids. NCBI's taxonomy places the organism in Eukaryota, Metazoa, Chordata, Aves, Passeriformes, Passerellidae. Gene Ontology annotation, molecular function: SNAP receptor activity; SNARE binding.
ACCCCCGCCCGCGCCCCUCCCCCCACCAUGAAGGACCGGACCCAGGAGCUCCGCAGCGCCAAGGACAGCGACGAUGAGGAGGAGGUGGUGACGGUGGACAGGGACCACUUCAUGGACGAGUUCUUCGAGCAGGUGGAGGAGAUCCGGGGCUGCAUCGAGAAGCUCUCGGAGGACGUGGAGCAGGUGAAGAAACAGCACAGCGCCAUCCUGGCCGCCCCCAACCCCGACGAGAAGACCAAGCAGGAGCUCGAGGACCUCACGGCCGACAUCAAGAAGACGGCGAACAAAGUGCGCUCCAAAUUGAAAGCCAUCGAGCAGAGCAUCGAGCAGGAGGAGGGGCUGAACCGCUCGUCGGCCGACCUGCGGAUCCGCAAGACACAGCACUCGACGCUGUCGCGCAAGUUCGUGGAGGUGAUGACCGAGUACAACGCGACGCAGUCCAAGUACCGCGACCGCUGCAAGGACCGCAUCCAGAGACAGCUCGAGAUCACCGGCCGGACCACGACCAACGAGGAGCUGGAGGACAUGCUGGAGAGCGGCAAGCUGGCCAUCUUCACCGACGACAUCAAGAUGGACUCGCAGAUGACCAAGCAGGCGCUGAACGAGAUCGAGACGCGGCACAACGAGAUCAUCAAGCUGGAGACGAGCAUCCGCGAGCUGCACGACAUGUUCGUGGACAUGGCCAUGCUGGUGGAGAGCCAGGGGGAGAUGAUUGACCGCAUCGAGUACAACGUGGAGCACUCGGUGGAUUACGUCGAGCGCGCCGUGUCCGACACCAAGAAAGCCGUCAAGUACCAGAGCAAGGCCCGGAGGAAGAAGAUCAUGAUCAUCAUCUGCUGCGUGGUGCUGGGCGUGGUCCUGGCCUCGUCCAUCGGGGGCACCCUGGGCCUCUGAGGCUCCGCCCCCGCCCCAGGCCCCGCCCCCCGCCC